AGGCCAUGCACCCUCUCCUUCUCUUCCUCCUCCCUCUCACCACCACCUUCCUCCUCCUCUUCCACACCAUCCUAUGGAUCCCUCGUCGAACCCAGCUCCACUUCCGCCGCCAAGGCAUCCCCGGCCCGCCAUACCGUCCCAUCAUCGGAAACGCCAGGGACAUACGCGAGUUGACCGCAGCGGCCAUGUCGCGGCCGAUGCCGGAACUCAGCCACGAUAUUUUGUGGCGGGUGGAUCCACGAUACGCGCUAUGGUCGGUCGUGCACGGCAAGACUUUCCUGUUUUGGUUCGGCACUCGGCCGCAUCUAGCCUUCGCCGAGCCGGAGAUGGUGAAGGAGGUGCUGUUGAAUACAAGUAGUGGAGCAGGAGUGUUCGAGAGGAUGCAAGAGUCUCCUCUUGUUAAGUGUUUGCUUGGAGAUGGCUUGUUUAGAUUGAAGGGACAAAAGUGGGCAAAGCAUAGGAGGAUUAUUAGCCCAGCUUUCAACAUGGAGCGUGUUAAGGAGUGGGUACCUGUAAUGGUAGCCAGCACUUUGAGGAUGAUAAGCAAAUGGGACAAAGAAAACGAAGGCAAGGCGACAUUUGAAAUAGAAGUCCACAAAGAGCUUCACAAUUUCACAGCAGAUGUCAUCUCCAGGGUUGCUUUUGGCAGCAGCUAUGAUGAAGGAAAGAGUAUUUUUCUGCUGCAAGAAGAGCAAAAGAUUAAUGUUUCUCAUGCUAUACGGCAAGUUUAUAUUCCUGGAUUCAGAUUCUUACCUACAGAGUCAAAUAAAAGAAUGUGGAGUAUAGACAAGGAGAUAGAAGCAUUAUUAAAGAAACUAGUUCAAUCAAACCAAGAUACUGAUAAAAACUCUAGAUAUUUUCUUAAUCUUAUGAUAUGUGCAAAAAAACAUCAAAAGCAAGAAGAGAGAAUUGAGACACAAGAAAUCAUAGAGGAAUGUAAAGCAUUCUACUUUGCUGGGAAAGAAACUGGUGCUAACUUCUUAACAUGGGUGCUAAUAUUGCUAGCAUCAUACCCAGAUUGGCAGCAAAAAGUGCGUGAAGAAGUCAUUAAAAUUUGUGGUCAGCAACAUGUUCCUGAGGCUGAGGACUUGGGCAAGCUUAAUCUUGUAAAUAUGAUACUGUGCGAAACUCUUCGCUUAUACCCGCCAGUUGUAUCACUAACAAGGAAAACAUGCAAAAAUGUAAAGCUAGGAGCCCUUAAUAUUCCUGCAGGAACACAGCUAUACAUCCCAAUUUUAGCCAUACAUCAUGAUGUUAAGAUUUGGGGGGAGGAUGCAAAUGAGUUCAAUCCACUGAGGUUCUCAGAUACCAAAAGGCAUAUGGCUGCAUUUGUUCCGUUUGGAUUAGGAGCAAGAAUCUGUAUUGGUCAGAACUUGGUUAUGAUGGAAGCAAAGUUAGCACUCGCAAUAAUUCUUCAGCAUUACAAUUUUAAAAUCUCUUCUUCUUAUGUUCAUGCUCCUAUGCUGCUGCUCACACUGCAACCCCAGCACGGUGCGUAUAUUCAAUUUCAGAGGCUGACAAAUACAAGAUUACAUGAUGCAUAAUAUGAAAUGUUCCUCAUUUUAAUUGUUAUGUAAAGUCUGAGCUUUGAACAUAUGUAAUAAAGCCCGUAAACAUAAUUAAAUAAUUAGGUUUGAGGUCUUUUGGUAUUAUUUCACCAUUUUCUCUUAUUGUUUGUGAUGAAAAUGGAAUUCAACUUCAGUAUAAUUGGGAAAAAUGGAAUACCCCAGCCCAAACAAAUGUUCGGCGUCCAAUCCGAGGGUUUUGAUUCAAGAUUAGUCGUAUUGCUCCGAAUCUGAACUUGCUUUGAAAUUUGUAAUUUGAUUCAUUAAGCACAGGAGUUGAUAUCAAGAAAAUACUCAAUUUGGAAGAACGUGAUCUGCUCUACUCAACCAAUUAUCAAUGUAAUUUGACCAAAACAUUGAUAUUACUGCAAUUA
Molecule: messenger RNA, 1939 nt
Organism: Dendrobium catenatum
Lineage: Eukaryota; Viridiplantae; Streptophyta; Magnoliopsida; Asparagales; Orchidaceae
Product: cytochrome P450 734A1
Exons: 4
Coding region: 6-1544 (512 amino acids)
Molecular function (GO): monooxygenase activity; heme binding; iron ion binding
Source: RefSeq, a predicted model, not a curated record